This is a messenger RNA of Sitodiplosis mosellana (orange wheat blossom midge), 1707 nucleotides long. Its product is annotated as vitellogenin-1-like. The transcript has 7 exons. Gene Ontology annotation, molecular function: lipase activity. Bases 397 to 1551 code for a protein of 384 amino acids. Lineage: Eukaryota; Metazoa; Arthropoda; Insecta; Diptera; Cecidomyiidae. The record is from RefSeq and is a predicted model, not a curated record.
UCACACUUACACUAUAUUCGUCAUACAAAACAACGGCAGAAUCUAAGUGUGAAUAAGGCAGAAAAAGUGCGAAAGCAUAGCGUGAGCGAUACGUACACCGCAGAAUCGAAGGAUUCUUACAGAUAUUUUUUUAGUGUGUGUCGAAAUUGAGUUUUGCCGUUAUAAAUGGAAGAGUUCAUCUGAACUUGAGCAACAUUCCCAGUUAGUCAUACCAACGGGGUUGAUUGAAGAAAAUUUCCCAGUUUUUUCCUCGGUUUUCAGCUAACCUAACGUUGUGCGAGUAUAUUUGCGUGUUCCAGCAGCGUAUCAAUUAAUCAACUACGUACGGUUCAAGUGUCGAUUGAUUUUAAUUUGGCCAGAUAAUUGGUUCGGUGAAAGCAUUUCUUUCCGCACAAGAUGCGAUUGUUAGUUUACUGUUUAAUCGGGCUUUUAUUCAUAUCGCAUGACGGAUAUUGCGUGCCAUCCAGAUUGUUCGAUUUGGUUGGGGAGUUGGUGGAUGCAACAAAAGGUGCUUUGGGUUCGAUACCAUCGUUGAUACCAACACCAGAAGAAUUUUUCUCUCUAAGCAAAAAUACAUUCAUUGGAUUACCCAACCAAGUGGUUUUUGCAUUUUUCAAUCAGUUUUGCAACAUGGCACUUAAUUCAAAUUCCGUGUUCGUGAAAAAAAAGUUUACACCAAAAUUGGAUGAAAUGUCGUUCAUUUUGCAUUCGAAAAGCAGCAGUAUAUCAAUCCCAUUGAUGAAACCGGACGAAAUGUGGAAACACCCGGAAUUUAAUACAAGCAAUCCACUAGUCAUUUUUGUAACGGGUUGGAAGACCAAUUUGAAGGAAGAAGCAUCACAAGCUCAAAAUGUAAUGGCCGCUGCAUAUAUGUGUCGUGGCAAUGUAAAUUUUGUGACCCUCGAUACAGCCGCCUUCAUUGAUACGCUAUACACAUGGUCGGCGUUCAAUACCCAAACGAUUGGAGAGUACCUAAGUAAAGCGGUACAGAAAUUGGUUGAAUCGUCAUUUCCACUUGAGUUCAUUCAUCUGAUGGGUCAUUCAUUAGGAGCUCAGAUUUGUGGCGCAGCGGGUCGGCAUUUUAAUCAAAACACACAGCUUUUGAUUGCUCGAAUCACUGGCUUAGACUCAGCAAACCCGUGCUUUAACAACGGAGGAGUUCUCGAAGGUCUUUUUCGCGGAGAUGCUGCUUUCGUCGAUGUGAUCCACACAAAUCCGGGUGUCUUGGGUAAGAAAGAGGCAAUUGGAGAUAUUGACUUUUUCUGUAACGGUGUUUCACCGCUGCAACCAGGCAGCUUUGAUGUAUCAUCUUCGCAUGGUCGUGCUUGGAAGUACUACGCAGAGUCCGUUUACCCAGGUAACGAGAAUAACUUUUUGGCGCGUGAGUGCACGUCAAUUACAGCUCUCAACAACAAUAAUUGUCUUGGUCCACUGAUUCCAAUGGGGUACGCUACACCCAACACAACGAAGGGAAACUAUUUUUUGAAUACCAACUCAAAAAGUCCAUAUGGUGAACACUCUCGUCGGGACCACCAACCCGUUUGUGUUUAAUUAGGACACGGUUACAUACACAUCAGCAUGGCUGCCACUUAUAGCAUAAAAUAACAGAAUUUAUUAUGUGGAAAGCUUUCGGAUCGAUAGCGCUAAUGAGUUUAACGCCUUUUGGAUUCUUAAUAAAGUGUGAUAAGACCGCUUACGGAUUAUAAA